Molecule: messenger RNA, 624 nt
Organism: Cladophialophora carrionii CBS 160.54
Lineage: Eukaryota; Fungi; Ascomycota; Eurotiomycetes; Chaetothyriales; Herpotrichiellaceae
Exons: 2
Coding region: 1-624 (207 amino acids)
Source: RefSeq, a predicted model, not a curated record
AUGCUAUCCCAACCAGUCCCGGUCACCAUUCCUCACCAACGGGAACAGGCUGCCGCUGCAGAAGAGGUCAAAGACCGCGCCUAUGUCUCCGACUACAAUGAAACAGACUACAGCGACUUUCUGUACUUAGCACCGCCGCUCGCGGCCGAGUUUCUCCCUCUGGCGCCAAACGCCGCCGACCAAGCCGCUGCACUGGGGGUCAAAAAGGCCAAGAUCCGACCGGCCGAGACAUUCAACACGGGCACGACUCCUCCCCCAAGCACCCCGGCUGAUGGGUGUGAGAAGGAGUAUUUCAGCGCGACGUACUCGCCCAGUGGUGCAAGGACACCGAAGCCAGAAGCAGCUCAAGCAUCAGGGGCGGCGGCGGCGGCGGCGGCGGCGGAGAGACGGGAACGAAGACCCAGCUUCGUCCAGGUCACUCCCGUCAAAGUCCACCAUGACCACGACACGCACAAAGACGCACACAGACAGAAGAGGCAUUCGCAUUCAUCGUCGCACAGUUCGGAGCCGAUGAAUUGGUGGCCCGAGGACGAAAGCGUCGCGCAGCACGAGUGGGUGGAUGAAGGGGUCGAAGAGGAGGAUGUCAUCGAGGAAGAGGUCUGGAGUGAUGCCUUUUACGAGUGA